GUCACAAACAAAAAGUCACGAAACUAAAGAAACCAUGUUCACUUCCUCCGACAAACCUCGUUCCCCAAUCGACUUCUACAAAGACGACAACAACAACAACAACAACACAUCAUCCCCAACCUCACGAGACAUAAACAUGAUAAUCGACGGAGAUCUAAACCCUCCACACCAAAUCCUCCUGGGAGACAACAGCAGCAGCGAAGACCACGAGAUCAACAACAACAACAACAAGCUCCCCAAGAAGCGAGCGGAGACAUGGGUACAAGACGAGACACGGAUCUUGAUCACGCUACGGAGGGAGAUGGACAGUCUUUUCAACACUUCAAAGUCCAACAAACAUCUAUGGGAGGAGAUUUCGUGUAAGAUGAGGGAGAAAGGGUUUGAUCGGUCUCCGGCUAUGUGUACGGAUAAGUGGAGGAAUAUGUUGAAAGAGUUCAAGAAGGUUAAGGAUCAUCAGGACAAAGGAAGUGGGAAGAUGUGUCAUUACAAGGAGAUUGAGGAUGUUCUUAGGGAGAGGAGCAAGAAAGUUGCUAAAGUUGAUUCCUUUAUGCAGUUUACUGAUAAAGGUUCAAACUUUUUUGUUGCUUGUUUUUGGGUAUUGAGAAGAAGAGAUUUGGUGUUUUUGGUUUCAGUUUUGUUAACCCUUUUGGAUGAAGUUGAUUCCUUUAUGGAGUUUACAAAUAAAGGUUUUGAAGAUACAGACAUUUCCUUUGCAUCUGUUGAAGCUAGUGGUAGGCCAACAUUAAAUCUUGAAAGGCAGCUUGAUCAUGAUGGCCAUCCUCUCGCCAUUGCUUCUGCUGAAGCCGUCACUGCAAAUGAAGUUCCUCCAUGGAACUGGAGAGAACCCGCUGGAAAUGGCAGUGAUGGUCAGCCGUUUGUUGGGAAGAUCAUAACAGUGAAGUAUGGAGACUAUACAAGAAGAGUUGGAAUCGAUGGUACUGCUGAAGCCAUCAAGGAAGCUAUCAGGUCUGCAUUUAGGUUGAGAACAAGACGAGCUUUUUGGUUAGAAGAUGAAGAACAGGUUAUACGUUCACUUGACCGAGACAUGCCUCUAGGGAACUAUACACUCCAUGUUGAUGAAGGAAUAUCUGUUAGAGUGUGUCACUAUGAUGAGUCUGAUCCAUUACCAGUGCAUCAAGAGGAGAAAGUGUUUUACACGGAAGAGGAUUACAGAGACUUCUUGGGACGAAGAGGAUGGACAUGUCUGAGAGAGUUUGAUGGAGGGUUUAGGAACAUAGAGAGUAUGGUUAGGAAUGUAGAGAGUAUGGAUGAUCUUCAACCUGGUGUCUUGUACAGAGGAAUGAGAUAACGAGUACUGCAGAAAGCUAGAAGAUUUUUUUUUGCGUUGUGAAUGUGGUCAGAAAUUAAUAGACUUUUAAAGAGUUGAAUCUAGGAUAUGUUGUAUGGUUGGUAAACAAAAUGGUCACUGCAGGCAAGGCAGCUAUAAGAUCACGUUGUUUUUUCUUUGUAAAUAUGUUACGUCUAUGCAUAUCUUAUUUUUGAGAUUGGUAGACUUUGAAAGAACUGAAUCAAAGAUAUGCUAAGGGACAAUGUCAAUGAAAAAGCGG
Messenger RNA from Eruca vesicaria subsp. sativa (arugula), 1568 nucleotides. The record is from the annotation of a GenBank genome assembly. Lineage: Eukaryota; Viridiplantae; Streptophyta; Magnoliopsida; Brassicales; Brassicaceae.